Molecule: messenger RNA, 1218 nt
Organism: Penicillium angulare
Lineage: Eukaryota; Fungi; Ascomycota; Eurotiomycetes; Eurotiales; Aspergillaceae
Exons: 4
Coding region: 1-1218 (405 amino acids)
Source: RefSeq, a predicted model, not a curated record
AUGCGGAUUUAUAAAAAAGGCUUGAUGUGCGUGAAUCGAAAGUGUUCCCAGCUCGGGAAAAUUGAUGGAGCUGAAGUCGACGACCCAAAGGCUUUAGAGUAUGAUGACAAUUUUCUGUCCUAUCGGCUCCAAUGGGACUUGUCUGAAUUCCUACAGAGGGCUGAAUUUCCUCUCAUACCGCCGGUUCCAAAUAUCACUCCUGAGAAUCAGAGACAGCUACAGUACGGAAAGGAUGCCACUAAAGGCAUGGUAUGCCCAUUGUGCUCCAAAUGUGUUCCUCGUGUGUAUUUUCUGGGCUGGAAGUGUGACGUUGACCUUAUAGUUGGUCCAAAUGUCCCUGACAAUGAAAAGGGGUGUCCCUGGGAGCUCAUGUUCAAGCCCAGUCCCAUCGAGUUUGGAUCGCGCCCAAAGGAGGAAGUGGAAACCUUUCAUAGAGGCCGUAAAUUUUCUGUAAGGUGGCAGCUACCUGCUGACGAAGACAAAACCAAUCUUUUGCCUGAACACAAAUAUGUAUCUGAACAACCCUGUGGUGGCACAGUCACUCACUUUGCGUCCAAUGCGGUUAUUAAUACAAGAGAUCACGGACCAGACUAUUUGUUUCACAGCCUCCAGGCUUCUGAUCUUGGUCUUCGAAGGCAUCGUCUGUCUAUCACCAACUGGAUGGGAGCUAUGACGAAUAGCUUUAUUCGAAACUUUGGAGCACCGUUUAAGUUCUGUGUUCCUACUAUCUCAACAUCGUUUCACGAGGCACACCCGGAUAUUUUACAUGCUUAUGGGCGUCUCGACUGGGCUUUUCGUCAAGUCAGUGAAUCCUCCGAAGUACCGUAUAAACGACCAAAUGAGAUAUUAGUCAUGGGAUAUCUGGAAAAUCAAGAAUUGAGUCUUAAGUAUCAUGAUGACGGCUGUGGAAAUUUAGGACCAACUAUUGUCACCCUUUCUUUGGAUACCAAAGCUCAUGUGUACUUCCAUAUGAAACCAACAUACUACUACGGUGUCAGCAAAAGGGGUGUACCACUUUCCGCCGAUCCUGUAUUGGAAGGUUGUGAUAAGUAUGCAAUUCGAAAGGAGUUAAAAGAAAAGUAUUUGGCCGGUCAAAUAGACGAAGACUUCUACGAUAAGGAGCGAUGUAGAGUUUUGAAAUGGAAAACAAAGAAGGCCCAAAUAUAUAUCAAGAAUGGAUCUUCAUCAUGGUCAAGUGGCGGUCAUGAAUGGAACUAA